AUGAGUCAUAAUAAAUAUAAUUCAGGGCGCCUCUACAGCUCCAUUCUUGGUUUUUGCAACAAGCAGCAUGUCGGAAAUCGAUUCGUGAUGCAGUUGGCGUUACCGCUCAUUUUUGGGCUUUUUGGUUGGCUAGAAGCUAGGAUUUCUUGUAAGGGACUCGACGGCCAGAAUGUUGAUUGGUUCGUCGCCUACAAACUCCCUCAAGGUGUAAAUGGUUCGGAUGGCCGGUCCUUCAUUUAUGCUGACGGCAAAAACUCGCAAUGGACCCAAUCUAAAAAACUAAUCUCUGAUGAAAAUUCUGCCAUAGCAGCCACAAUUUCCCAAAUAUAUCGCCAAGACGAGUCCGCCUUCCGCUUCGCUUACUCCGACGAUGGGCCAGCCACUAAAUCAGAUGGCUACAGGGGCCAUGCCAAGGGUGUGCUCAACUUUGAUUCAUCGACCGGAUUUUGGUUAUUACAUUCUGUUCCCAAUUACCCUCCAAUUGGAUCGUAUUCCUACCCACAAACUGGCGUAAAAUUUGCCCAAUCCUUCGUCUGCAUCACCGCUGCCACCGAUGCCCUAAAUGAAAUCGGCGACCAUUUGCGAUAUAUUCAAUCGAACCCGUUUAAUAUUGGACUACCAGAGAAAUUUGCGGCAAAGUAUCCUAUCCUUCGUACCAUCGCCCAGAAAAAGUCACUACCAACCUCCACUGUAAAAUACACACUAAACAACCAGCUCACGACGGUCAACGGAGCCAAAUUCUUUGCUUUUGCCAAGCAUAAGAAAUUUGAUAAAGAUCUGUGGCACGAUCUUAUUGUGCCAACUACACGAGCUUCUUUUGGCGUUCAAAGCUGGCUAAAUGGAGGGUCGGAUGAUUUGGGAUCAACUUGUACCUCGGAGGGAAAUGUCUAUGACAUUGACGAGAUCAAUUUGCUGGGCACCAAAUUCUCGUCGAGCAAGGACCACUCAAAAUGGGCGGUGAGUGAUGAUGUUCGGGUGCCGAUGGUCUGCAUUGGGGACUUGAACCGACAACGACCAACGACUCUGGCAGACCUACCGGAGUACCGUAUCCCACGUGGCGCCGUGCCAGACGAAAGGGAUCUCACGAGGGUAGCUGCAGAAAGA
This is a messenger RNA of Mesorhabditis spiculigera, 1104 nucleotides long. NCBI's taxonomy places the organism in Eukaryota, Metazoa, Nematoda, Chromadorea, Rhabditida, Rhabditidae. The record is from the annotation of a GenBank genome assembly.